This is a messenger RNA of Hibiscus syriacus, 2037 nucleotides long. RefSeq names its product probable WRKY transcription factor 31. Bases 66 to 1811 code for a protein of 581 amino acids. Gene Ontology annotation, biological process: regulation of DNA-templated transcription. The transcript is spliced from 4 exons. The record is from RefSeq and is a predicted model, not a curated record. Gene Ontology annotation, molecular function: DNA-binding transcription factor activity; sequence-specific DNA binding. Lineage: Eukaryota; Viridiplantae; Streptophyta; Magnoliopsida; Malvales; Malvaceae.
UACUAAUUACUAGUACUGUUUGGUCUUCUUCUAAAGUCCCAACGCCCUCUUUAUUGCCGAGUCAUAUGCACCGUUCAAAGACUCUCUCCUUCAUCUCUCUCUACUUCUACUGCUUAUUCUUCUUCUUUCCCUCAUCUUCUUCAUCAAUGGCUAAAGCCAGUGGACUCUCCCUUGAUUUGGAUCCCAUCUCUCUCUCUCUUCACAACCCACCUGUACUCAACUCUUUCCCCGAAGACAACGUUAAACCCAACCAUGCUACAAAUACAAUAGCUACCAUGUCUCCUCCACCCGCCAUCGAUCACUUCCCCGUUAAACUCAACCGUUCCUAUGAUCAAAGCCGCCCUUCUUUAUUGCCUUUCGAUGAUAAUAAACGAAGGAUCGUUGGCGAAAGGGAUUUUUUCGCUGAAAAGAAUGAUCGUAAACUUGUCGUUGAUGAUGCCGAUUCCAUGCACACCUCCGAUACCGACAUCAAAGGUUCCACUGACCGAACUGACCUCGAGCUUAACGUCGACAUUGGUUUGAAUCUGUUGACUACGAAUACCGGUAGCGAUCAAUCCUCAGUGGAUAAUAACGGGAUUUCUCACGAAAUGGUGGAUAAAAAAUCUAACAAUCAGGUAGUUGUUUUGCAAGAUCAGCUGAAACGGGCGAAAGCUGAGAAUCAACGGUUAAAAGGGAUGCUGGUUCAGGUAACUAAGAACUACAACUCAAUUAAAAUACAACUGGGUUCCCCGAUGCAUCGCCGUGGUGGAAAAGUUGAAAAAGCGGAAGAAGAAGAAGAUCAUAUGAUUACGGAGGAAAAAAUGGAACAAAAGAAACGACAUGGAGUACAAAUAGAUCCGAAACAGUUGAUGGAUCUUGCUGAUGAGCUGUCGUCUUCUUCGUCCGAAAGUAAGAGCCACCAUGAGGAUAGCUCAGGAAUUGCUGAUAACAAGGUUCCAAGAUUCAAUGUUGAUCAAACUGAGGCGACAAUGAAGAAGGCUCGAGUUUCAGUUAGAGCUAGAUCAGAGGCUCCUAUGAUUACAGAUGGAUGCCAAUGGAGAAAGUAUGGACAGAAAAUGGCCAAGGGAAAUCCUUGUCCUCGAGCGUAUUACCGAUGUACCAUGGCCACAGGUUGCCCUGUUAGAAAACAGGUACAAAGAUGCGCAGAAGAUCGAACAAUCCUCGUCACCACAUACGAAGGCAAUCACAAUCACCCUUUACCUCCGGCGGCAAUGUCAAUGGCGUCCACAACAUCAUCGGCUGCACGAAUGCUGCUAUCCGGUUCCAUGUCCAGUGCCGAUGGAAUAAUGAGCUCGAAUUUCGUCACAACUCUCCUGCCUUGCUCCUCAAGCAUGGCUACCAUAUCAGCUUCAGCUCCUUUCCCCACAAUUACCUUGGACCUUACACAGCCCCCGAAUACCUCACAGUUCCCUCGCCUACCAGGCCAGGUCGCGGUCCCGUUUCCAAGCCUCCCAUCACCGAUCAAUCUCGCCAAUUCCCCGACCGCCGCGGCAUUGUUGCCACAACUUUUCGGCCAGGAACUUAACAACCAAUCCAAAUUCUCUGGUCUACAAAUGUCUCAAGAUUUGGAGCGAACCCAAUUGCAACAGGGCCAGGAAAAUACUUUGGCUGACACCGUAAACACGGAAACCGCUGCCAUUGCAGCGGAUCCGAGCUUCACCUUGGCUCUAGCCGCCGCGAUCACAUCUAUUAUCGGGAGUUCUCAAUCUCACCCCUACAAUGUCCAUAAUAGUAAUGGUAUGAACCUCAACAACAGCAGCGGCAAUGCCAUCAACGCUAGCAACAGCGACGACAGCGUAGGACGAAGAUGAAACGAAAUGGACUUUUAGGAAGAAGGCAUGCACUUUUAUGUUAAAAAAGAAACUGAAAACCAUGCAUACUUGUUUUUGAGGGUGGGGGUACUAGUAGUAUUCUUUAGUUACACGAAUAAUUUGCUCCAGCUUGUAUGUGAAUGCAUAGUCAGCAGAAGAUUACAAAUGGUACAAGGCCAAGAAGAACAAGUAUUUUGUAUGGCUUUGAAAGGAAAGAGGAAUCCAA